AUGAGCAACAACAAUAUUCUAGCUGGAAAUUAGAGCAAGAAAAUCGCUGAAUCAAAAAGUCUGUGGAACUAUGCUUUGUCUCCUGGAUGGACACAACAGGAAGUAGAAAUUCUCAAAAUUGCACUUAUGAAGUUUGGAGUUGGGAAAUGGACGGCUAUUGAAAAGUAAAUUACUAAUACAUGUUUUAUAUUUUGGUCAGGUCUGGAGUCUUGCCAACAAAGUAAAUUUAGCAAUGCUACUUACAGACUCAAAGACUUAUUGGCUAGUAGUCCUUAGCUGAGUUUAUGGGGAGUUAGAAAGUGUGGAUUUCUUGUGAAUCAGGGUGGUAAACUAACACCUGAAGAAAAGGAGAAGCUGAGGAAUGAGAACAAUUAGAAAUAUGGAUUAUCACCAGAGUGGGUUGAAGGAAUCAAACUGCCAGCACCAUGUCAUCUAGUUGAAAUCUACUAGAUUGAGAAGAUCAUGCAUCCAAAGUCAACUCUGACCACUAUAGAGAAGAUACAGCACUUCAUCAAGCUUGAAGAUGCUCUUCUUAGUAAGCUUGAUAUGAUCAAAGAGAAGAGAGCACUCAAGAAGAUUGAAUAAUCAAUGCAAGAUCUUAGUGUGCAAAUCAAUGAGAAGUCUGAGCUAGAAGAAGAUGAAUAGUAUUUAUAUUGUUCAGAAAAACUACAGAUUCAGACCAAAUAACCAAAGAUAACUCAAAGUAGAGGAAAUAGUAGCAGAUAAUCGCUAAGUGGAGAAAGAAUGGAUGAACAAGAUGAUGAUGAUAGUCAAGAAAAAGAAAAAUCUAAAAUUGCCUUGCCCUAGAUCAAUACAAGUUCUGAUGAAGAAGAAAUUAAGCCUAAAUCCAAGAGAAGAAGAAUUAUAUCUGAAAGCUGA
Messenger RNA from Stylonychia lemnae, 879 nucleotides. The record is from the annotation of a GenBank genome assembly. Lineage: Eukaryota; Ciliophora; Spirotrichea; Sporadotrichida; Oxytrichidae.